AUCUAAACAUUGGUUCCUUGUUCUUAUUAUUCAUCCCCAGAACAAGAACAAAUCUCUCUGAGGGACUCGAUUGAGAUCUAACUGCGUGGGAGCACCGACAAUGGCGAAAUCCAGCGCAGAUGACGAGGAGCUCAGGCGAGCUUGUGAGGCGGCCAUUGAGGGCACCAAACAGAGUAUCGUGAUGUCGAUCCGUGUCGUCAAAGGUCGAGGGGUCUGGGGUAAAUCUGGAAAGCUUGGCCGUCACAUGGCGAAACCUAGGGUUCUUGCGCUUUCCACAAAGUCAAAAGGUCAGCAGACCAAAGCUUUUCUUCGAGUUUUAAAAUAUUCUACUGGGGGAGUACUUGAGCCUGCAAAGUUGUACAAACUAAAACAUCUUGCAAAGGUAGAGGUUAUAACAAAUGAUCCCACGGGGUGUACGUUUACACUGGGAUUUGACAACCUUAGAAGCCAGAGUGUUGCUCCACCUCAGUGGACCAUGCGCAACAUUGAUGACAGGAAUCGCCUUCUGUUAUGCAUUCUAAAUAUAUGCAAAGAUGUGUUAGGUCGUCUUCCCAAAGUUGUUGGUAUAGAUGUUGUGGAGAUGGCUCUUUGGGCUAAGGAAAAUAAGCCGACAGUCACUAAUCAAAGAACUGUACAAGAUGGUCCAGUUCCAGCAACAGUGACUGAAAGUGAUUUGAAAGUGACAGUGGAGAAAGAGCUUGUUUCCCAAGCUGAAGAAGAGGACAUGGAGGCUCUUUUGGGCACUUAUGUUAUGGGUAUUGGGGAAGCAGAGGCAUUCUCAGAAAGGUUGAAGAGAGAGCUUCAAGCUUUGGAAGCAGCAAAUGUCCAUGCCAUUCUAGAAAGUGAACCUUUAAUUGAUGAGGUAUUACAAGGGCUCGAGGCAGCUUCAAACUGUGUUGAUGAUAUGGAUGAAUGGUUAGGCAUCUUUAACGUGAAGCUUAGACACAUGAGGGAAGACAUUGAAUCGAUAGAAACUCGCAAUAACAAGCUAGAGAUGCAAUCCGUAAAUAAUAAAGCACUCAUUGAGGAGUUAGAUAAGCUUCUUGAGCGCUUGCGUGUUCCUUCUGAGUAUGCAGCGUGCUUAACAGGAGGUUUAUUUGAUGAGGCUCGUAUGAUUCAGAAUGUAGAAGCCUGUGAAUGGCUGGCUGGUGCUUUACGUGGUCUUGAAGUACCUCAUUUGGAUUCUACCUAUGCUAACAUGCGAGCUGUCAGAGAGAAGCGAGCCGAACUUGAGAAAUUGAAAACUACAUUUGUUAGAAGAGCUUCAGAGUUUUUGCGAAAUUACUUUGCCAGUUUAGUUGAUUUCAUGAUAAGCGACAAGAGUUACUUUUCACAGAGGGGACAAUUGAAAAGGCCUGAUCAUGCUGAUCUGCGGUACAAAUGCAGGACAUAUGCUCGGCUUUUACAACAUUUAAAGAGUCUUGAUAAUAACUGCCUGGGUCCAUUGAGGAAAGCAUAUUGUAGUUCCCUUAAUUUGCUUCUUCGUCGAGAGGCUCGUGAAUUUGCAAAUGAGCUUCGUGCUAGCACAAAAGCAUCAAGAAAUCCAACUGUCUGGCUUGAAGCUUCCACAGGAUCCUCACAAAAUGUUAAUGCUGCAGACACUUCUACAGUGUCUGAAGCUUAUGCUAAAAUGCUGACAAUUUUUAUCCCGCUCCUUGUAGAUGAGAGUUCCUUUUUUGCACACUUCAUGUGCUUUGAAGUUCCUACUCUUGUGCCUCCAGGAGGUGUUGCUAAUGGUAACAAAUCUGGGAACAAUGAUGAUGGUGACGAUGAUGAUUUGGGGAUCAUGGACAUUGAUGACAAUGAUGGAAAAACUGGUAAAAAUUCUGUGGAGUUAGCAGCACUAAAUGAAUCUCUUCAGGAUUUGCUGGAUGGAAUUCAGGAAGAUUUCUAUGCCGUAGUAGACUGGGCUUAUAAGAUUGAUCCUUUACGUUGCAUAUCAAUGCAUGGGAUUACAGAGCGCUAUCUUUCUGGGCAGAAAGCUGACGCAGCAGGUUUUGUGCGUUUGUUGCUUGGGGACCUGGAGUCGAGAAUUUCCCUGCAGUUCAGUCGUUUUGUUGAUGAAGCUUGUCACCAAAUUGAGAGAAACGAACGAAAUGUACGACAAAUGGGUGUCUUAUCCUAUAUUCCAAGAUUUGCAACUCUUGCUACUCGGAUGGAGCAGUACAUUCAGGGACAAUCCAGGGAUUUGGUCGAUCAAGCAUACACAAAAUUUGUAAGCAUAAUGUUUGUGACUUUGGAGAAAAUCGCUCAAACAGACCCUAAAUAUGCUGAUAUUAUUCUCUUAGAGAACUAUGCAGCAUUUCAGAAUAGCUUGUAUGACCUAGCCAAUGUUGUGCCUACCCUAGCCAAGUUCUAUCACCAAGCAAGUGAGGCUUAUGAGCAAGCUUGCACCCGUUAUAUCAGCACAAUUAUUUACAGUCAAUUUGAAAGGUUGUUUCAGUUUGCUCGAAAAAUAGAAGAUUUAAUGUACACAAUCACACCUGAAGAGAUCCCUUUCCAGCUUGGAUUGUCCAAAAUGGAUCUUCGGAAGAUGUUGAAAGCUAGUUUAUCUGGGGUUGACAAGUCUAUCGCCUUAAUGUAUAAGAAGUUGCAGAAGUACCUGACCUCAGAAGAACUUUUGCCUUCUCUAUGGGAUAAGUGCAAGAAGGAGUUUCUAGACAAGUAUGAAAGUUUUGCACAACUGGUUGCCAAGAUUUAUCCCACAGAGAACAUCCCAUCGGUAGAAGAAAUGAGAACCCUUUUGGCUUCCAUGUAAAGAGUGAAUUUGCCUUUUUAUAUAUUAUUAUUAUUAUUAUUAUUAUUAUUAUUAUUAUUGUAUAAUGUUUAUAGCGUCGUUGGAGUAAGAAUGUGUCCUAGCUUGCUGCUGUAAUUCUUUCUGAACUAGCAACCUCAUGUAUCAUCGGCACGGUAUAUAUGUUGUUUGAUGUUGUAUUACGAUAUAUUUAUUCUAUUUUUUUUUUCUCGUGA
Humulus lupulus (European hop) is the source of this 2970-nucleotide messenger RNA. Its product is annotated as exocyst complex component SEC3A. The transcript is spliced from 25 exons. Lineage: Eukaryota; Viridiplantae; Streptophyta; Magnoliopsida; Rosales; Cannabaceae. Gene Ontology annotation, biological process: exocytosis; Golgi to plasma membrane transport. Gene Ontology annotation, cellular component: exocyst; plasma membrane. Gene Ontology annotation, molecular function: phosphatidylinositol-4,5-bisphosphate binding. The record is from RefSeq and is a predicted model, not a curated record. The coding region runs from base 101 to 2758 and encodes 885 amino acids.